GGGGGGGAAACCGCCGGAGCGAGCGCGGAAGUGAUUGUCAGCGCGGGCCGGGCUGUGAGGAAGCGGGGGUGGAUGGUUCCCACCGCCCUGAGGAGAUUGUGCUGUCAGAGGUGACGUCUCCAGCAAAGGGCAGUUCGGAGUAUCACACCUAGUAGGAGUGGGAAAUUGUUGAAGACUUCUGCGGUGGACUUGCACAGAACCAACAAACAAAUUUUCCUGAUCUAGGUGUUUUCCAGAUAAUGGCGAAGAUGGUGAGAAGAACGUGUGCAUUUUGUUCAGAAGGGGAGGCUGGUUCUGUAAUGUAUAUUGCCAAAGAGCGAAAUAUUGCAGCUCAUCAGGAUUGUCUGUUGUUUUCCUCAGGAUUUGUGGAAUCUGAAGAGUAUAACCCAGAUAAUCUGGAUAUAAGGUUUGAUGUGGCAUCAGUGUUGAAAGAACUCAAGAGAGGAAAGCGACUGAUGUGCAACUUCUGUCGCAAGAAAGGAGCCACUGUGGGAUGUGAGGAAAGAGCCUGCCGCAGAAGUUAUCACUACUUCUGUGCGCUCUGUGAUGAUGCAGCAAUAGAAACGGAUGAAGUAAAUGGAGUCUACCGAGUGUUCUGCCCAAAACAUGACCCAGGCAAUAGGACCAAUCACUAUGAUGCAGCUAGUAAGAGGAGAAGACAUGCAUUGAAAUCUUCCACCAUCACGGAACAAAUGAGCACAGAAGAGACAGCAGAAGAAAACAGUUUACGAAUACUAAAAAGAAAAAACAACAGGCAUAAAGUCCGAAUAGACUUUCUUAGAAAAUGCAAGCAAGCCGGGCUUCUGGAUGACAUAUUUGAAGAAAUGCUGGACACACUUCACCUGGCGCAGGAAAAACUGAUGGAUGACAACACUUCAGAGACAGAGUAUGAAGAGACAGUGAUGUCACUCUUUGACUGUGGACUGUUUGAAAAUAUACUGACAAAUAUUCAUUCAGGAACAGAGGAAAAGAUCCGGGAACUUCUGGAAAGCAGAAAAAGACUGGAUAACAAGAUUGAGCUACUGCAGGACUUAAAAGAAGUCGUCCUUCCUACCCAAGAGAACGCCGCUAGUACAUCCAGUACAGUGUCUGAAUAACCCCUAAGUCUGUCUGUAAUGGUGUUGGUAUCUAGGAUUUUCUAAUGAUAGAAACCAUAGAGCACGUCUGGUCAGUGUCUAAGUAAUUCCCCCUCCCCACCCCAAGACAGGGACACAAGAACUGGGUGUUUUACUGCUUUUUAAUACCUCACUGUUGCAAUAAUUUUAAGUUGCCCCUUUCUUUCAAUUUUACCGUGGAUCAAUGAGUGGUUAUACACCAAAUUUAGCUUUUUUUAAAGCUCAAAACCUUCCACUGAAGACUUUUUUUCUCAAAAACAAGGGAGCAUGGGCUGCUGCAGGGCACUUGUUAGUCUCCGUACCUGUGGUAGCCCUCUCCCAACUGUGUGCGGUAGCUGCUGCACUUGUCUGCAUCUGGACAGUGACGUUUCCAGGAUCACAUUGCUGCUUUGGCUUUCCAAAGAUGACCAAUUAGCAGAACUUGCACUCAAAGAAGCCUUCUGAAUUAUAAACAGGGGUUUGGUUUUUUUAAUUAAAUGAUUCUUAAUUGACCACUUAAUGUAUAACUACUGCUGCUGUAAUGGCAGUGGUGAAACAGUGUUUGCAGGCAGACCAGAAAGGGUUAGGUAUCGUACUCUAAACAUGUACAAUGUAAAACAGAUCAAACAAUGGACCUUGUCUUCCUUUCUCUAUUAAGAAAGGAUACAAAUUCCAUGUGUUUUGUCUUUAAAAAUUUGUUUGAAUACACAAAAGCAUUGUUUAGCUACAAAAGGGUAAGUUAAUGAAAUAAAACAUUUUUAAGAAAGCA
Harpia harpyja (harpy eagle) is the source of this 1863-nucleotide messenger RNA. It is a transcript of the gene PHF11, whose product is annotated as PHD finger protein 11. The record is from RefSeq and is a predicted model, not a curated record. NCBI's taxonomy places the organism in Eukaryota, Metazoa, Chordata, Aves, Accipitriformes, Accipitridae. Gene Ontology annotation, cellular component: nucleus. The transcript has 11 exons. Gene Ontology annotation, molecular function: histone binding; histone deacetylase binding. Bases 240 to 1097 code for a protein of 285 amino acids.